AGUAUAAAACGUUGUCAUCCGUCUCGAAAUAAAUCAGUCAUCAACAGGCAUUAGCAACAGCAGGAGCAACAGCGCUCAACUUUUACAUAUCAAACGACAAAGUCUUGUAUUUACUUUUCACAACUUAAAUUUCGCGGAAAAUGUUCCAUAAGACCGCCAUUUUAUUACUAGUGUUGGCAGUGGCCUUUGCCACCGCGGAGCCACCACGUUUUCGCCAACGCAAUAGUCGCCUCCAGCAACGCAGACCAUUCUCCGCACGUCAGGAGUCAGUUCCCUCACCACCAGAACAGCCUGAGUUCGCACUCUACCCUUCAGCUGAUGAAUUGAAGCCGCAAAAUCCCUUCCAAGGCGAGGAAGAAGUCAUCGACCCUGAGCUGGUGUACGGCGCACCUGAUCUCACUUACGGACCACCACUGCCCGCCAUAGAUCCCUUGCCCGUCGUCGACGCACCACAAGAAUUUGCGCCCAAUGCCGAAGCCGAAGAGUUCGCACGUUUUACCCAAGCGCGCCCCUCACGCUUACAACAGCGUCCCAAACAGCAAACAGCUCAACUACAUCUUGUGCAGCAGUCACAACGUCUGCAGCAGAGAAAGCCACAACAAAAAGCCAUCAUUAAGCAGAUCGUUAACGCACCCCAGCAGAAAGCGACCAUUAGGCAAGUGGUGAGCACACAGCGUUUGGUGGCAAAACCCGCGCCUGCUGCUGCAGUAGUUGUGGCAGCACCCGUUGCAGCAGCGGCGUCGGCUAAUGCACCUACCAAGUUGGUGAUCAGCUCGGAGCGCUUAGUGCAAGUGAAACCAGCAUCACUUGUCAGCGGCUCCAUUGGCACGCCACUCGGCGAGUCUUAUGUAGUGAUCAACUCGCCAUUUGAUUUAACCGCACAUUACAAGUCGUGGUAAGAAUGUGAGCUUGUUAUUUUGUUUUAUUGCAGAAAUGUUUUAGGAAAGUUAUACAAUCAAAGUAUUAUAUAUACAAAACUUAAAUAAAUGAAAAAAUCGAAAACUAACUGUAAUUCUAAUUAAAUUCAAAGUCCAGAUUUGUAUUGCUUAUUUCCGCAAACGCUGAGCUCCAAGAUUUAUAAAAAGAUUUCAUAAACACGCACCCAGUAGUAAAGCUGAGAUUAAUAAGAAUCGCCAUCUACUGAUAACGUACCGUUAAGUUCGAACAUCUAUCAAGUUGGAAUCUCCCUUAUUUACUCCCUACAGCUCUCCUCGCUCUUUCACUCAAGCUAAGUUUCAAUUAAAAUAAUUUCAAUUAAAAUCUCAACUUUUCUGCUGAGCUCAUCUGUUGACAGUCAUCCGACAUAUACACAUACAUAAACACAUAUAUACUUAUUGGAUUUUAUAAAUAGUCUACACUUCAACUCGCAACGUUAACAGCCUUUGACUUCCUUACUGACCGAACAUAAAGUUGUUGUGAAUCGUUUGGGGAAUAUUACGUGUUUGUUUGUAAGUUCGCAUCAACAGAUUAAUAAAUACUCUGAAGCAAAGCGAAUUGCCGAACAACGUUUACCGUAAUUUAAAAACUCAUUAAACUUUACCAACAUAGCUUCUUCAGUAAAUACGCUCUCUCACCCACAUCAUUAAAAGAUUUAAUACUUGUGCUUGGCCCACCUUCACUUCACUUCCUAGUAUUUACACUGCCUUCGUUCUUCGUAAUCCUUGGCGUUGCAGUCGUAUUGGUUCAAUGCAUUGUUAUUCUCGUCCUUGACGCCAACAUCAUCAACUAUUCAGUUGCAUUUUUCACUUCACACGAAGUGCUUUUAUUGCGUCAAAAUGACAGCAAUCAGUAUGGCAGAUGAAUAUCCUUUGCUCCUCGAUUACACGACCACACCUCCGCCUGCCGAUGUAUUUAUCUGCCAGCCAGUUUGUCUUCCGUCGACAUUGUCGUGCUGAGCCAGCUGUGGCAACAAUGAUUUCCACGAGAUCCCUGACUUACUUCAUCAUUCUGUUUUCGAAAAUUUUCUGAAUUAUUUCUCUGGCAUUUCCUGGCUUGCGCCUUUGUUGGUCUUGCUAUUUUGUUACCCCCACACACACACACAUACACAAUCGUAAAUACAUUUACAUAUAUAUAUUAGUAGACACAAAGGUACUCGUACAUUUAUGCGCGCAUUCUCAUUGUGCUUAAUGUGACUGAUUGUGAGCCAUAUUUUGCCACUUGUCACCUACGGACGCCGGCGAUAAGGCCCGAGCGCCCGCAGCAGCAUAAGCAUAAAGAGGAUAGUGCAGCAGCAUGCAACAAACAGAAGAAAACUAGGGCUGCGGAACGUAACUGGAUUUGCAAUUUUAUUCAAUUUUAUUUGUCUCGGUCACAGCACCGACAGAUUCCACAGGUUGGUGGCGAACAAGCGAUAAAGAUGAGCAAGGAGUGCAGCGUGAAAGCGCGCGUAUAAUAGAAGUGUUGGAAUGUGCGAAUGAGAAAUUCCUUGCUGCCUUUGAAAGUGCGAUAAAAGGCGCUGCAAGACAGAAUGAAGUAGCGCACAGAUAGUUUGGACAAUUUGCAUGUCUCUUUGGUUGUUUGGCUUUGGAAGCGACAACAAUAGCAAAAAGUCCGCAGGCGCGUUACAGACCGGAUGUGAAUGAAGUGUGGUAUGUUGGUAUGUGUGUGUGUGUGUGUGGCUAUGUGGCUGUUAGAGGCCAUAAAAAUGAGGCUGAUUAUCGCCACAGCUGAUGGUGCAACAACAGCAACAAAAGCAUGUCAAAAGAGCUGAAAAAAAACACCGAAUAAACUGAAUUUGAACUAAAAAUUCAACAGAAUGCUGUGCCCUGGCAUGUCUGCAGUUUUGUUUGCGGGAUAUUGUGACAAGCGAAUGGAAAAUGAGGAGUCUGAAAUUAUAAUUUUUUGUUGCAUAUAAUAAUGAUAUGACUUGUGUCGAAAUGAAAUAUUCAACAUAUUUGCCUGAGGCAAAGCUUUGACAAAUAAGCGAGAAGAAGAAAACAAAACGCCUUGGCUUAAUUUGUCCUACUAAUCUUUAGUAAUAUGUAUGUAAACAGAUAUUGAUUUGAAGUAAGCAGUAGUGUUACAGAACUGAGCGACAGAGAAACCAAGUGGUGUUAUCCAGUUGAGACUUCAUUUUCGAACGCUGAGAGCAAGUGUAACUGCAAUGAGUCUUUACAUCCAAACCGCUACGCCGGCAAGAUAAAUAUGUAUAAUUUCAGCGGAUUGCGCUUUACUGACAUGUAGGUGCUGACUCAGUGCAACCCCUGCUUUCAAGUAAUAUUACAAGGCUUUCUUAUUUCGUUCAUUGCGAAUUUAUAUUUGUAGAAUUUUUUGGAGCAAUAUGCAGAUAAAGAGUUUAGCGCUCUUCGUUCGUCAAAUAACUUUGUGCUAAAAAAUAAGUUUAAGAAAUUUACUCAAUAAAAUAUUGCUAGCAUGUUCUUUUCCUUAAGAAAAGAGUAAUCACUUUACGAAUUUACUUUUCUUGUGCCAAUAUUAUAUUAGUGGGCGACCACACAAUUCACUCAAUACAAUUUUCUUGGCUCAUAUCUUCCUUUCAAUCUUCAGUUAUAGUUUUCACUUUUUAUUUUAUUCUUAAAAGUCUUUGCUUUCUUUCAAUUGUACUGCGUGUUUUUUUUUUUGUUUUUUUUUGGUACAACUAAUUUCCAAUUUCAACUGCAUUUUCACCCUUUUUUAUUAUCUUUUAUGGCCGGCUGCGUUUUAUGUAUUUUUCCGUGGCAUGAGUGCCCAGCUAAGCUGCGGCCAGUUGCAUGUGUGGGUGUCAACUCUGUAGCAUUCAAUAUGCCAUUCCACAAAUUUUUACGAUUAUUGACAUUAUUUACUCAAAUGUGCGCUAAGGCGACCAACAACAAUGCGAAUCAGCUGUUUAUAACACCAUAUGUUGCACACACACACACACACAACAAUUAUAUAUAUGCAUUGGGGUGGAGCGAAAAUAAUUUUUGUUUUUGCUUAGCCUGAGGGUAAAAACUAGAUUUUAACGUAAAUUUUCGAGUUAAAAUUUUUAUUUCGUAAAAAAAUUUUGAUAAGUGUUCUAUAAGCUGUGGAGAGUGCUCUUUCUGGCCAAUUAAAAGUUAUCAAAUUAAAAAAUUU
Molecule: messenger RNA, 4050 nt
Organism: Bactrocera oleae (olive fruit fly)
Lineage: Eukaryota; Metazoa; Arthropoda; Insecta; Diptera; Tephritidae
Source: RefSeq, a predicted model, not a curated record